AUGGCCUCAAUCAGCAACUGCCUUCGCCGAAAAUGCGCCUUCUACUGCUUUAAUGGCUCUUGUCCGAAGUGCUCGGCUUUCAUUACAAAGCUCUUCAAUCAAGUGUGCAUCUCUGGUUCGCUUCGUGACAAAGUGCAAGGAUUCGAGGGUCAAUGUCCGGACUUAUUCAACGCCAUUGUAUACGCGAAAUUCCAAGAACAAUUUGAUCACGAGAGGAACAGAUAA
Messenger RNA from Ostertagia ostertagi, 225 nucleotides. The record is from the annotation of a GenBank genome assembly. Lineage: Eukaryota; Metazoa; Nematoda; Chromadorea; Rhabditida; Trichostrongylidae.